CCGUUUUCCUUCCGACCCCAAAAUCAAAUUCCCGCCUACUUAUCCGGGUGGCUAUUCCUGGAGACUUUGAGACGGAGCAUGAGACUGACAGACGGGGAGAAAAGAAGUUCAAUUCAGGGAUCACUGGAAGAAGGAAAUGCAAGGAAAUGUCGUCAGAUCACAAGGACGAUGUUGAUCGGCUGUUCGCUUGCUUCAAGUGUGGUGUCUCACCUCCUCAGUCAGCGAUAAGAGAAAGAAAGACUAGCCGUCAGAAAUUGACGAAAGAAAAUUUAGCACAAGCAGGGAUAUCUGCAUUGUCUGUCUCUCCAUCCCCAGGAUUGGCAAGACAAAGACAACAAAAUGUAGCAGAUUUACAGCCCAGCACAGAAAAAAUUAAACCAAUCAAAUUUAAUAAUGGCAAGAAGAUCUCUCCUCUCAUCUUUUAUGGAUCUCCUCAUGGUGUGCCAGCAAAAAGACCAUCCCGUUUAUUGCAAUUAUUACAUGAAAUACAUGAUGACCUCACCGCAGAAAAUGAUUUGAACACAAGGAAAAAAGUAUGGGCUACAUUCCCCAGGCAAGAUGAAGCAGUGAAAUUUGGAAAGAGCCACACACAUGCUCAUGUUUUUAGCUAUCAAGACCAUUUUAAUGGGCAAAGAAGGUUCCUUGUGUCAACUUAUGAGGAAUUCUGGAAUAGGUACAAAAACAUGGAUUCCAAAUUUCGACAUCAUUAUGAAGUGAUUCAGGAGGGUCUGCCUUGCCACUUAUAUUUUGAUUUGGAGUUCAAUAAGAGAAUCAAUGUAGAAAAAAAUGGAGACGACAUGGUUGAUCUCUUGAUUUCAGUUAUUUUAGAUGCUUUAUUUGAGAAAUACUCUAUACAAGGGGACAGAGAAUGGAUUGUAGAGCUUGAUUCAUCUACUAGAGAAAAGUUCUCACGUCAUUUGAUCCUCCGUAUACCAAAAACUGCCUUCAAGGACAACUCACAUGCUGGGGCAUUUGUUGCUGAGAUAUGCUCUCGGAUUUCUAGAGCAAGGGAGAGUGAUAAAAGAUUUGACAUAUUAUUUGUCUCAAAAGAUUCAAGCACUGCUGAUGUUCAACUUUUUGUGGACUCUGCUGUUUAUACUCGAAAUCGCUGCUUUCGUUUAGCCCUCUCCUCAAAGGCAGGAAAGAAUUCAGUGCUUCUGCCUACAGGGCGUUUCAAAUGUAAAAACAUGUGUGAAGAAGAGUUCUUCAUGGAAUCAUUAAUCUGCAAAAUGGACGUUGAUUGCAAGAGGCUCCUAAUUUGCAAAAUGGAUUUAGAGUGUGUGAAGACCUUGCACUUUGAGUCUGAGAUGGAUGCUAAUUUUGGACAACAUUUUGAUGCCCCAAAAGAACUUACAUUUCGUAGUUGCACGAGCGAUGCUCCAAAGACAUACUUCUUGGGAAAAUCGCCAUUCCCAACAUUGGACAUAUUUGUGGAAUCUAUUGCCUCCGUUGGAAAUGCAUCAGGAAGAAUCCGAAGCUGGUAUUGGUUCUCAGAGUAUGGUUUGAUGGUUUAUAAUAUGUCAAAGAAUAGAUACUGUGAGCGGAUUGGUAGACAACACAAAAGCAAUCAUGUGAUGUACAUUGUCGACUUAAGAAGGGCUGUCUACUAUCAGAAAUGUUUUGAUCCUGAUUGCAAAGGUUAUCGAUCUCCACUCCGUCCAAUCCCCUCGCAUGUCAUCCCUGAUUCAAUGUAUAUGCUCAAUUCGCAACAGAUAGAGCAUCAUGGAGGAACAGUGAUGAAUAAUUACAUUAAUCAAAGUUUUGGUGGAAAUGAUUCUGAAAACCUUUCCGGUUAUAACGAUGAAAGCAUUACAGACAGUUGCAAGAAAGAUGGAUGGUGGAUUGAAGCGAUAAGAAUUGCUGAUGGCAUUGAAAGUGUGAAGACACAGGGACUCAAUGACAUGGUUUGUCCAGUGACUUCACUCCCCCAGAACCCUGACGAUGAAGAUCAUGAGUGGUGGAUGGUGGUUGAAAGGACUGCAUCUCAGACUGAAAACCAAGCCUUCACACAAUUAGUUAUGCGAUGACAACAGGGUACCCACAUGAUGAAAAGUUCAUCUUGAGCUGUCUUCCGCCAAAUCAGUGAAGCAUUGAAACUUCUCUUUUUGAGAAGCAUGCCACAUCUUUGAAUUGGAUUUGGAACUCCAUCUCCUGCAAAACCUACGCCAGGAUGGUCAGUAAUGAUGAAUUCCAGCUAUGAUUCAGUGGCAUGCCCAUUCCCGUUUAACAUUUGAUUUGGUGACCUAGUUUAACAUUGGAUGGUUCAUUGUGCUGCAAUAGAAAGUUUCAGGUACUACAAGCCAUUACAAAGAUCUUCAAGAAUUUGUUCAAUCUGUUGUUGGUUAGCUACCAUGAGAUCAUGACGAUGAACUCUACAUGC
Messenger RNA from Telopea speciosissima, 2380 nucleotides. Its product is annotated as DNA-directed primase/polymerase protein. Lineage: Eukaryota; Viridiplantae; Streptophyta; Magnoliopsida; Proteales; Proteaceae. Gene Ontology annotation, biological process: replication fork processing; response to UV; mitochondrial DNA replication. Gene Ontology annotation, cellular component: mitochondrial matrix; nucleus. Gene Ontology annotation, molecular function: chromatin binding; DNA-directed DNA polymerase activity. Bases 147 to 2027 code for a protein of 626 amino acids. The record is from RefSeq and is a predicted model, not a curated record. The transcript is spliced from 14 exons.